This is a messenger RNA of Catharus ustulatus (Swainson's thrush), 1739 nucleotides long. RefSeq lists its product as uncharacterized. The record is from RefSeq and is a predicted model, not a curated record. NCBI's taxonomy places the organism in Eukaryota, Metazoa, Chordata, Aves, Passeriformes, Turdidae. The coding region runs from base 879 to 1517 and encodes 212 amino acids. The transcript has 2 exons.
GCUGCCGGUGUCGGGAUGUCCCCGGGGGGGGGCGGACGGGACUCGGGGCUCCCGGCGGGUCUGGGCCGGUCUCGCCCCGUUUAACUUGCAGAUUUCCGGGGUUUCAUUGUUGUUUUUCGCCCCGAUCCCGGUGCGACCGCUGGGAAGGGGACCGGGGCUUUGUGGAGGGGAGCGCGGACCCCGGGCGGUGUUGGGAGCAGAUCCCACUGAAUCCAGGGUGUUGGGGGGAGCCCAGCGCAUUCCUGGGGGAUCAGAUCCCCGUGGAUUCCCAAAGAAGGAGGCUCAGAUCCCUGUGGAUGGGGGUAGGAGCAGAGCCGGUGGAUUCCCAGCUGGAUCACUGCUCUGCAGCUCAUCCCACCCCUGUGCCUGUCGUGCCCUGUCCAUGCUUUUCCCAGGAUCCCAGCUGAUCCCACAGGACAGCUGCAGCCUGUGUGAGUCUGGCUGCAGGCCAGGACCUGAUCCCGGACAGGGAAAGUUAUGGGAUGCUGAAGGGGUAUUUCCCCAAGGGUCCCACCCUGGUGCCUGGGGGAUUCUCCAGAGUGGGAUCCCGGGUGGGUGAGCGCCAGCAUCGAGCAUCUCAGCGGGAUUCUGGGAAACAGGAGAUUGGGUCACGGGGACAAAAUGGGGGAAAACCUCGGGGUUUGGGUCAUCCUGGGUCUCUCCAUCCCCCCUGAAUCGCUGCUGCUGCCGUCGCAUUCCCGGGCACGCCGGUGCUCCGGUGGCUUGGGGUGUCCUCCCAGCCUGGCACAAUUCACCCUCUUCACUUGGUGUUUUUCUGGAAAGAGAAACCGGAAUGAAUCUCCUGGCUCACCUCGUGGCGGUGGCCAUGAGAGGGAGCCUCGGAACUGCCCGCACCGGAGCUGCUCCCGUGGCGUUGGAUGGGAUUCCGGGAGCUGGGCUGCUGCUCCCCGGGCUCCCGGCCAGCGCUGCUCUGGGUCCAUCCCGAUGGACUGGGUCUGGGGGCUGCUUCAGGCGGGUUUGGGCCAUACAGGAGAGCCUGUGGAAACGGCUCCAGCUUGUGGAGCUGGGCUGUGCUGCCAAGAAACUGCCAGGGAUGCCUGGCCCGCUCUGGGAUGGGGAUCCAAGCCCUCAGCAGCCCGGCUCUGGCUCUGGCUGUGACAUUCCCUGUUCCCCGUGGCAGCUCCGAGUGGACGGUUCAGCGGAAGCUGCGGGGACUCUUUGCCAUCCCGCGGUGCCUGGUCAGCGUGUUCAGCCUGUUCCUGGUGGAGCUGAUCCGCUUCCUUGGCGAGGCCGUGGUCCAGGCGCUGGUGGUGGGUGUCCUGACAGCCGUCGGCGACCAUGUCCUGAAGCCCUUGCUGGCAGCAGCGUUCCACAGCCUGCUGCAGCCGCUCCUGCUGUUCCUGCUGAAGGUGCUGGGCGGCGUGCGGGACCUGACGGACCCGGUGCUGGACGUGGUGGCCCGGGUGUGCUCCCAGCUGGCCGUGCUGCUCCGCGCCGUGCGCCUGGUGGAGAUCCGCCUGCGCCCGGACCUGCGGGCUGGCGACGGCGGGCCUUGAGGACAGCCUGCGGGUGGCCAGAUAAGAUAAGGAAGAGGAAUUCCUGGGAAUUGCAGAAGAGCAGGGCUGGCUGCGGCCCAGGAGGCUCUGGAGGGAUGGGACUGUUGUUGUCUCCACGUGUGCCUGGGCAGGGAGCAGCACAUGGUGUGCUGGGAGGGGGGUUUGGAUCUUCUAGUUUUGCAAAUAUCUCCUUAACUUAAUUAAAUUCCAGUUUUAUCCGUU